Molecule: messenger RNA, 882 nt
Organism: Penicillium mononematosum
Lineage: Eukaryota; Fungi; Ascomycota; Eurotiomycetes; Eurotiales; Aspergillaceae
Product: aldo/keto reductase
Exons: 3
Coding region: 1-882 (293 amino acids)
Molecular function (GO): oxidoreductase activity, acting on NAD(P)H as acceptor
Source: RefSeq, a predicted model, not a curated record
AUGGCAAACACUAUUUCGUCUAUUCCUACACUGGAUCUCAAUGAUGGUACCUCGGUCCCUACCAUUGGAUAUGGCACUGGCACCGCGUGGUUUAAGACAUCUGGGGAUACCGGUAUCAAUCAUGAAUUGGUCGAGUCAAUCAAGACAGCAACGAAGUUAGGAUAUCACCACCUCGAUGGGGCUGAAGUCUACCAAACCGAGGAGGAACUGGGUCAAGCAAUCAAAGAGAGCGGGGUAUCUCGAGAGAAACUCAUCGUGACGACUAAGGUUAUCACCAAUAUUGCCGACAUUCCUCAGGCCAUCGAUACCAGUCUCAAGAAGCUUCAGCUUAACUAUGUACUUGGUCCAUGCUCCGUACUUGCAAAGUCCAAGGAAGAGCUUCAAGCUGCCUGGGCAGCCAUGGAGCAAGUAAAGGCAUCUGGGAAAGCCCGGUCUAUUGGCGUGUCCAAUUUCCUACAAAGCGACUUGGAGGCCAUUCUCGAAACCGCUAAGGUGGUACCAUCUGUGAAUCAGAUCGAGUUCCACCCUUACCUUCAACAUGGCAACCUUGUUCCCUACCAAGAGAGUAAAGGUAUCAAGACUGUUAGUUAUGGGGGCCUCACCCCUGCCAUUCGGGCUCAGGGUGGGCCAUUGGGCCCUCUGCUCUCUUCCUUAGCCACUAAAUAUGCAGUCAGCCAGUCCGAAAUCCUGUUACGCUGGAUUAUUGACCGUGGUUGUGUGGCUAUCACCACCAGUGGCAAAGAGUCCCGCCUGAGCAGCUAUUUGCGCACAUUUACCUUUAAACUGACUCCUCAAGAGGUUGAUGAGAUCUCCAAGGUAGGCGAGCAGAAACGUUACCGUGCAUUCUGGCGUGAGAAGUUUGCAGAUGACGAUCGUUCUUGA